AUGGAGAGUUUCUGGAAAUUCGCGCUGAUAGCCUUAUCUCACCUCCAUUGCCUCUCAGCCAACCUAGGUAAAGAAUCAUUUCAGGGUGAGCCCAUCCUAAACUUGGCCAAAAGUUUCGAAACAGACCUGGAUGGGCGAGAGCUUCCCAUGGUACGUCCCUUGGCGUCCUUGGACAUCUCCCUUAGUCCCAAACUGCAUCAAGAGCAAAAACCAGUCCAAUUGGUACCAUCAAAAAGACCUUCAAGAACCCCGGAUAGUUCUCAUUAUACCUUCUUACGGGACAAUUGGAGCAAAGAGAGAAAUCAAGCAUCCCUCAUACCACAGUUUCACAAGGUGCGCGAUGAUAACCUUUAUCAUCGACUUUCAAAACGGCCACGGUUCGAUUGGGACUUGAACGUAACUCCACCUGAGUUGGAGGAGCAAGAAUCCAGCUCACUUUCUGGUUCAUCAAAUCAUCAAUCUCAAGUAUUUCAACCUAGUAGUAAGUGA
Molecule: messenger RNA, 489 nt
Organism: Puccinia graminis f. sp. tritici CRL 75-36-700-3
Lineage: Eukaryota; Fungi; Basidiomycota; Pucciniomycetes; Pucciniales; Pucciniaceae
Exons: 2
Coding region: 1-489 (162 amino acids)
Source: RefSeq, a predicted model, not a curated record